Messenger RNA from Solenopsis invicta (red fire ant), 2750 nucleotides. RefSeq names its product protein DDI1 homolog 2 (gene rngo). Gene Ontology annotation, biological process: proteolysis. Gene Ontology annotation, molecular function: protein binding; aspartic-type endopeptidase activity. The transcript has 6 exons. Bases 57 to 1436 code for a protein of 459 amino acids. The record is from RefSeq and is a predicted model, not a curated record. Lineage: Eukaryota; Metazoa; Arthropoda; Insecta; Hymenoptera; Formicidae.
UCGUGUUUAUCCCCAGUGCAGGAGCUCAGAACUCAGAACGUCGUUCAACGCGAACGAUGAAGGUGACGGUGACGACACUCAGCGACGACAGCGUCUUCGUCCUCGACGUGAGCGAGGAGCUGGAGCUGGAAAACUUCAAGGCGUUCUGCGAGAUCGAGAGUGGCGUGCCGGCUCACGAGAUCGUGAUCGCGUUCAACGGCCUGCCGCUCAUGGACGACAAGAAAUCUCUGCGCGAUCACGGGAUCCGUGACGGCGACGCUGUCAUCCUCCAGCACAUGCAUGGGAUGCAUCAAAGCGGCAGUGAUUUGAAUAUACAACCCUUUAACAGAGCCAUUCCAUUACUGGACUUCAGUUCCAUCAGAGUUCCUGGGGCCAGCAAUAGUCAGCAGCGCCCAUCACCAAUUGCAAACAAUAGAGUACAAAAUCCCCGAAGCGAGGAUGAUCCAGCUAUGAUAAAAAACAUGUUUCUGGCUAAUCCGGAUCAGCUGGCAUUGUUGAAGCAAAAUAAUCCUAGAUUAGCCGACGCUCUGCUGUCUGGAAAUCUUGAUAGAUUUUCGACUGUACUCAGAGAGCAGAUAGCCGCUCGGGAAGAACGGCAAGCGCAACGGCUGAGAAUGAUGAACGCUGAUCCCUUUGAUACCGAAGCGCAGCGGCUGAUCGCUGAAGAGAUUAGACAGAAGAAUAUCGAAGCGAAUAUGGAAGCUGCGAUGGAAUACAAUCCAGAAACCUUUGGCACUGUAGUUAUGCUGUAUAUCAAUUGUAAAGUCAAUGGGUUUCCAGUUAAAGCAUUUAUAGAUUCAGGUGCGCAAACUACCAUUAUGUCCGCUGCUUGUGCCGAGAGAUGCCACAUUAUGCGUUUAGUAGAUACGAGGUGGGCUGGAGUCGCCAAGGGUGUUGGAGUACAACGUAUAAUCGGUCGUAUACACAUGGUACAAAUACAGAUUGGCAACGAUCAUCUAACAACAUCCUUUAGCGUUCUCGAGGAACAGCCUAUGGACAUGCUGUUGGGUUUAGACAUGCUUAAAAGACAUCAGUGUUGCAUCGACUUAAAGAAAAAUGUCUUGAAGAUUGGAACUACGGGCACUGAAACUUCGUUUCUGGCGGAAGGCGAUUUACCUGAAUGCGCAAAAUUGAGCGGGAACAGUGACGAGUCCUUAGAUGAUCGGGAUCUCCAACGAGCUCUUGAGGAUAGUACGAGGGAUGCUAAGAAACAGAGGCAGCAGCACGACGGGCAAGGCAGCAGUAAUCAAGGGGCGUCAAGACCUGCCGCCUUAGAGACUACAAUUUAUCCGCAUGAUCCAUUUACGGAAGCCACAGUCAAGGAACUGGUGGCUCUGGGUUUUACCAGGGCACAAGUGAUUGCGGAAUUGCGUAGAUUUAACGGAGACAAAACGCAGGCUACCGCCGCGCUGUUUGCGAAAUCAUUAAAGUUUUGAAUGUUAAAAACUAUCACGUACGAUUUAAGUAAGCGGGUUAUCGCGAACAAAGAGACAGGCAUAGAGAGAAAUUGUGAAUAAUAGGCAAUAAGGAUGAAGGGGACAAUGUUCAAAGCAAUUUUCAAUCAUCGCUAAUGUCAAUAGCUGUUUGAUAUACUUUUUAACUACGAUUGAUUCUUUGUUCUGUGAAAUCAUUGGAAUCAAAUGUUAUGUAUGAAAUGAAACUUCCCUGUAAUUUCCGCUUUUAUUCUAAUGAUUCAUUCUAAUACAGAGUUAAUAAUCAUUAGAGUAAAAUUUCUUAUUACAUGCAAUCGCGUAAAUGUGAGAAUGCAUGCCUUCAGAAGGGAACAAUAUCAUUUUAUGAGGUUUAUAGCUGAUUCACAAAACGGGUAAGACGUAAUAUGGCUCUUGACAUAUUGAUCUGAAUAAUGGUGAUAUCGAAAAUUUUAUUAUAGCUCAAGACAUGUUGAAGAUCGUUGAAAAACAUUGGAUAACGCGUGUAUCAGAAGCUUAUGAAAUUGAGCGAUUCAGAAGUUCUAAAUUAAGAUGAUAAGAAGUUAUAUUUGAAAUAUGCUUCUUUGUAUAUUUUCGUACACAUAUGUGCAAAGCCUAAAUACAUUAUUUCUAAAUAGUGUGUUAUGUAACAAAGUUGAUCAGAAGGGGGAAUUAAAUUGUGACCUAAUACUUAACACAAUUAAUUGCAAUAUGUAUACUUGCGAAAUAUGAUUACGCAUUGAACAUCAUUAGUUUGAACAUCAUAUGAUCUUAUAAAAACAAGACUCGUGUAUACAUAAUUGCGCUGAAAUGAAUCAGCAUAUAGUGAGCGAUAAGAUUUUUCUACACAUCUUGAAAGGUAUAUAUAUACAUGUACAUAUAUACAUCUUUCGCGAUAUUUGUAAUUUUUCAUUUAAGUGGUGAAUAUGGACAAAUGUAUAUACAUAUAUCUAGUAUUAAUAGACUUUAAAUAAAUCGAACACGAAAUGGGGGAUAGACAGAACCUUUGCGCUAGAACAUUGACUUUAUGGUUUGAUAACGUUUCAGAGACUCGAAUUUGACAUUGGACUCAGCUCAAACUCAGUUCCUCAUUAUUUAUCGAAGAAACACGGAUUUUGUAUAUAAAAUGAUAACAGGCGAAUAGAUUUUCCAUUUUUUUUUACAAGAUAUUUCUUACAAUAGCAAUUACAAAGUGUCUUGUACACAAUUGUAUCCAACUUACAAUGUCGAUUUUAUAUUGCUAUUUUUUUCUUUUUUGACGAGGUAUUUGGUAUGUUAUUGUAAUUUCUUUAUCAUGUUAUAAUAAAUACAUGAACAGGA